AUGGAAGUUAUAGUCGCUAAUGUAGACCAUAUUAAAUUCGAUAUAGAUUAUGCCUUGGAACAGCAAUAUGGAGCAUUACCACUACCGUUUCCUGGAAUGGACAAGUCUACUGCGGCCGUAUGCGAAUUUUACAGUCAGCCAGGAGGAUGUAACAAUGGGCCCCAAUGUCCCUACAGACAUGUUCGUGGCGAUCGUACUGUUGUCUGCAAACAUUGGUUGAGAGGGCUUUGUAAGAAGGGUGACCAGUGUGAAUUCCUCCAUGAAUAUGAUAUGUCUAAAAUGCCCGAAUGUUAUUUCUAUGCCAGGUUUAAUGCAUGUCACAAUAAAGAAUGUCCAUUUUUACACAUCGACCCUGAAAGCAAGAUUAAGGAUUGUCCGUGGUAUGAUAGAGGGUUCUGCCGACAUGGCCCACACUGUCGACAUAGACAUGUGCGUCGUGUUCUCUGCAUGAACUACUUAGCAGGUUUCUGCCCAGAUGGGCCUAACUGCAAAUACAUGCAUCCAAGAUUUGAACUGCCAGCACCACCGGAACAGACAAAAGAUGCUAAGAGAUUGCCAGUUUGUCAUUACUGCUCAGAAGUUGGUCAUAAAGCAUCAUCAUGUAGUAAGAUACCUCAAGAGCAAAGAGAAGCAGCACAAAAGCAAGAAGAGGCAAGAUAUCGAGCUCUUGGUUAUGUCAAGCCUGUUGGUGAAAAUGAGGAUGCAAAUGCUCAACGUCUUCGUCUGAUGCACAAGCCCUUAGAAGAAGUCACGUGUUUCAAAUGUGGCACUAAAGGGCAUUAUGCCAACAAAUGCCCCAAGGGUCAUCUCGCCUUUCUUUCAAACCAGAAUAACCAGAGCAAUCAAAAUGUGUUCAAAAAACCCAACUAG
Messenger RNA from Parnassius mnemosyne (clouded apollo), 870 nucleotides. The record is from the annotation of a GenBank genome assembly. NCBI's taxonomy places the organism in Eukaryota, Metazoa, Arthropoda, Insecta, Lepidoptera, Papilionidae.